Laetiporus sulphureus 93-53 is the source of this 720-nucleotide messenger RNA. Its product is annotated as thioredoxin-like protein. Gene Ontology annotation, biological process: cellular response to oxidative stress. Lineage: Eukaryota; Fungi; Basidiomycota; Agaricomycetes; Polyporales; Laetiporaceae. Gene Ontology annotation, cellular component: cis-Golgi network; fungal-type vacuole; cytoplasm. Gene Ontology annotation, molecular function: glutathione disulfide oxidoreductase activity. The record is from RefSeq and is a predicted model, not a curated record. The transcript is spliced from 3 exons. Bases 1 to 720 code for a protein of 239 amino acids.
AUGGCGACAUCAUACCGUCGCCGACGCAUCUUCUGGUCCAUCGUGCUGCUCACUGCAGCCCUCCUGUUCUAUGUAAGCACCCUCGGCUCCUCACCACUCUUCUCGCUCCCGGAGUCUCUCAAAGACCUUGGCUACUCACCAUCCUCGUCUCGCGCCGGCCAGAUGGCGCUCGCGAAGCUCAAGGCAGCUACGUGGGGCAAGUCGCGCGCGCGCGAGAUCGACGCCUUGUUGCACUUCGUCACUCAGUAUCCCGAGCGGAGACUGAACGAGGACGAGGGGCACAUCAACGUGAAGGACGUCGGGCGGGUGAUGGUGGAUCCCGAGAAGACCGUUGACCUCAGUGUGUAUGCGCCGGAUGGAGAGAUCAACUGGGAAGCAUACGUGAGGGUCCUGCAGGAAGAGAAUCCUGUGGUUGUUUUCAGCAAAACGUACUGCCCAUACUCGCAGCGUGCCAAGUCUCUCUUACAAAACUAUGAGCUCUACCCUCCACCGGUAGUGGUUGAAUUGAACACUAGAUCGGACGGCCCCAUCAUCCAGAAGAUCUUAGCGCGCCUCACAGGUCGACGCACUGUACCAAACGUUCUCCUCCAUGGCAAAUCACUGGGCGGCUCUGAUGAUAUCCAUCUGUUACACGAUGAGCACCAGCUGAAGGGCAUUCUUGAAGAAGGAGGGCUGCAGGUCAAUGGAGCGUUCGCUGGCUUGCAGGUGAACCCCGCCUGA